Messenger RNA from Dunckerocampus dactyliophorus (ringed pipefish), 2251 nucleotides. It is a transcript of the gene tmem87a, whose product is annotated as Transmembrane protein 87A-like. Gene Ontology annotation, biological process: retrograde transport, endosome to Golgi. The record is from RefSeq and is a predicted model, not a curated record. Gene Ontology annotation, cellular component: Golgi apparatus; membrane. The transcript has 21 exons. NCBI's taxonomy places the organism in Eukaryota, Metazoa, Chordata, Actinopteri, Syngnathiformes, Syngnathidae. Bases 86 to 1888 code for a protein of 600 amino acids.
UAACGUACACGGAAGCAGGAAGUGGAGAGCUCCAACAAGUCACUUCAGUUGUGUUGCGGUGGCUCUUUUGAAACUCCCUACCCUCAUGGCGGACUCUGAAGGUCCGAACCGCACUAAGACGGCAGUGUGGACCUGGACGCUUCCCCUGCUGGUCUUGACUGCAUUAAUUGCACCGACUAUCGCGGUGUCCGAGCUGGGGAAAUGGGUCCUGGACGUCGACAGUGAUACUUUGAAGACACACAACUAUUUUGUCUUUGCCAAAACCCUCUUCAACAGCAGCGUCAUCCAUGUCAAAUUGGCAGGGAACUGUAACUCUUCCCCUGCGGUCCACUUGAACAUUUCAUGGUUCCUGAGGAACUCCCACUGCUAUGAUGAAGUCUUCAAUGUGGAUGCAGUACAAGCAGAAAGUUACUUCCGGUUGACAGAGGUCAAAUCCGGAGGAGGAAGUGGAUUCUACAUGUUUCACCAGUACCCGCGCAUCACCUGCCAGCCUAAUCUUGGCCCCAAUAUAUUGGGCCUUGACGUGUAUGAGACGAAGAGACGACUGACUGAAGUGCAACCAGUCGCAGAGCAGAUCUCAGGCAGGAGGCGGAGAGAGGCAGAGCCACCAAAACCAAAGUCUGCUGAAGCCGACAAGGAGAAGAAGACUCCUGCAGGAGACGCUGGCGUACCUCCUAAACAGGAUCAUGCGCACACUCACUUUGACGCGGUGGCCGAGAGUUGGGAGGACGGACCGUACAUGUUCAUUGUCCACAUCAGAGAGAUCAAAGACAACAACCAAGAGCCAGACCCCGCACAUGCCCCACCACCCUGGAGUCUGCAGCUUCAAGUGAGCAUGAAAGGGCCUCAUGACUUCAUCUCAGCCUCUGAAUGGCCGCUCAUGCUGUUCUACAUGGUCAUGUGCAUCGUCUAUGUACUGCUGGCGCUCUUGUGGUUGAUCCUGUCUGCGUGCUACUGGAGGGACCUGCUGAGGAUCCAGUUCUGGAUCGGAGGAGUCAUCUUCCUGGGAAUGUUGGAGAAAGCCAUCUGCUACGCCGAGUUUCAGAGCAUCAGAUAUGACGGCGUGUCCGUCCAGGGGGCGGUAGUGUUUGCUGAGGUGCUCUCUGCCGUCAAGAGGACGCUGGCCCGCGUGUUGGUGAUCAUCGCCAGUUUGGGAUACGGCAUCGUCAAACCUAGACUGGGUGCGCUGCUUCACCGUGUGGUUGGCGUCGGCCUGCUCUACUUGAUGUUUUCUGUUGUCGAAGGCAUCCUACGAGUCAGUGCCGAUCGAGGCGACAACACCAGCAGCAUACUGUUGUGCGACGUUGUGCUCGCCUUCACAGACUCGUGUGUGUUCUGGUGGAUCUUUGUGAGUCUGGCUCAGACCAUGAAGCUGCUCCGGCUAAGGAGGAACGUCGUCAAGCUCUCGCUUUACAGACACUUCACCAAUACACUCAUCUUCGCUGUCAUUGCAUCAGUCAUCUUCAUCAUUUGGACCACCAAGACCUUCAAGAUGUCCAAAUGUCAGUCUGACUGGCGCGAGCUUUGGAUUGAUGAUGCUUUCUGGCGCUUUCUGUUCUCCAUCAUCCUGUUGGCCAUCAUGUUCCUGUGGCGACCAUCAGCCAAUAAUCAGAGGUACGCAUUCAGCCCUCUGAUUGACCAUGAAGAGAGCGAUGAAGAGGACGGCGAGGAGGAGGAGCCUAUGAUAAAUGAAGCUUUUGAGGGCAUGAAGAUGAGGGGCAUGAAGAACGACACCAACGGUGCAGCCAAGGCCAACAAAGUGGAUGAGGACCUCAAAUGGGUGGAGGAGAACAUCCCAUCAUCCAUGGCUGACGUCGCCCUGCCUCCCCUGCUGGACUCGGACGAGGAAACCAAGACCACCAGGUUUGAGAUGUCCAAGAUGGAGUGAGUUGCUUUGGGAAGAGAGAAAGAGGGGGAAUAAGGGAAACAGGAAGCAGUGAUGUGUGAUUCAUCUCCAACUUUAUGAGCUUUGUAAGCAUCAAUUGGACAAACACUCACCGUGGCUUUUUAAAAAUCAUUGUAUUUAUUUACAUGGACACACAAACUUAUAGACGGUGUAUUUUGACAGCUGUAAAAAAAAAAAAAAAGUGUCAAGUGUCAGUUGUGUCCACUGUUGCCAUGGGAGCAGCACCCACACUGCUGUCUUGUGUGUGUGUUUGCGUGCGCGCGUGUGCGUCUCUUUUGGGUUCUGUUUAGACUGUUGAUGAUCUGAUUGUGUCUUUAUAAAAAUAUAUGAUGCUUUCAUUUAAGA